Trypanosoma cruzi is the source of this 2034-nucleotide messenger RNA. RefSeq lists its product as uncharacterized. NCBI's taxonomy places the organism in Eukaryota, Euglenozoa, Kinetoplastea, Trypanosomatida, Trypanosomatidae. Bases 1 to 2034 code for a protein of 677 amino acids. The record is from RefSeq and is a predicted model, not a curated record. The transcript has a single exon.
AUGGAAGAAGAUAAAACAAUGACGGAACUCGACGGUGUCGAAUCGCUGAAUGCGGUUGCCGAAGAAGAAAAGCAUGAGAUUUACGCAUCAACGAAGCGUCGCCACUCACUGACGAAGGAUGGGCUGAAGGCGUUGCGUGAGGCCACAGUAGAACAGAUAGCGGAGAGCGACAAAGAUGUGGCGCGAGCCAUUUCUCUUUUUUUUGGCAACCACGUGUAUGACGCGGAAGAAAUCUUUGCAAGGAAGGCAGGGGUGGAUCCUCUCUAUGCGCUGGGUGCGGCCUGCAUCUGCACAAUCAAGGCCAUGCUGUCAUUGACAAAGAGUGACAUGGAAACUGCUGUGGAGCGAAUUUCGUUUACAAUCACGUUUGCGGAGGAAAUUGUUCCUUCCGAGAAGAGCCUUUUUAGCAAAUUGGCGGAUGCCUUUCGGAGAAGUAGUAACAAAAGAAGGCUUCUGCCAGGUGAAUUCCGUGCCAAGGCUGUCCUCGCCGAUGCCUACUUUUUCCGUGGCUUUAUCCUGUUGCUGCAGCAGAAUUCCAUCAACGGUAUUCUGCGGGGUGGCAUGGCUCUUAACAGGAGCUACUGUUUAUUGAAUUCCCUGGCAAAUGAACUGGAUGAGCUGAAGGAAGAGAAGAAGGGAAGUUCCUACGAUGAAAUUGGGCUCGAUUGCAACAGCGUAUACAAUGCACUGUUGGGUUUUGGUUGUGUUAAUGUCGUUAUGUCUAUGCUGCCGCCGCGUAUUUUACGUGUUCUCAACUUUUUAGGUUUCAAACAUGAUCGAGAACUUGGGGUUGCCCGGGUGUCCCAGUGCUGGGAAAGCAAAACUCUUUUGGCCCCUCUUGCCGGUCUUUUUAUUGUGGCAUUCAACAGUUUUCCUCCCGGAUUUUGUUCACUCACUAAGCCGGUGUUAUUACCUGUGGCAAAAGCAACGGCAAGCGACGCAAUCAAGCGACCACCCACGGAAAACUCGGUGAUUCACCUGUGGCUUACUGGGCGCAUUAGUCGUAUUGAACUAAACAUGGAUGAAAGCAUUGCCAUCUUUUCCAGGUGCUUGGAAGUGGCCGAUAAGGGACAGAUUGCGAGGUCCAUGUCACAGUUGCGAGAUUUUGCUGUAUAUGAUCAGGCAUGGAACUUUGCCGUGUCAAUGCGAUGGGAGGAUGCCAUUAAAAACCACGCCUAUCUGGAGGAAAGUUCGGCUUGGUCAAAAAUCUUCUACGCGUACGCGCAAGCAUGCAGUUAUGAGAUGUUGCUGCACAGUACCCCAGAAGGAAAUGUGUCCGAAGCGCUCCAUUACAAAAAGAAGGCAACAGAAGCAUACUGGCGUGCCGCACACUACAACGUGACGGUAAUGGGCGGUAGAACCGUCGUGAUUGAGUCUUUUGUCGCACGCAGGUUGCAUGACAUAUUUCGCCAGGCCGGUGUGCCGUAUCCCAACCCGGGUAAUAAGAGCGCAACUGUCCGCCCGUUAACACCCCCGCCAAGAAACUUAGUGCUACAAAAUAUUGUGCAGUUACCCAUGCUGGAAUUAUUUGUUCUCUUUGAGCUCAUGCAUCAGCUGUCGCCCUCUCAUCUUGAGGCAUUUGUUACGAUCAUUGAUCGGGAGUUGGAAUCCAAAGCGCCGGCCUCUUUGCAAACGCCGAAAAGCGAUGCGGUGAGUGUGGACCACAUUCAACCCUCCACCAAAAACAGCGGAUCUCUGGAGAAACAGCAGGGCGUUGUGCUGACGACUAUCAAAGCGAUUGUUCUUUCCCACAUCCCCGGCAAGGAGGAAUUUGCCCUCAAUCUCAUUCAGCAGAGCAAAAAAGUGGCCUGCGAGUACAAGGGGCGGAGCUGCACGGUGGCGUGGAUGCACUGUUGGUUGCUUUACGAGGAGGCCACUAUGGCGUUUAACAGUGGCGAUACAAAAAAAAGCGUAGAGCUUCUGAGCCGAGCUGAAGACGUGAACGACGAUCAUAUAUUUCGUACUGCCAUAGAAACGAAGUUGCACUUCGCCAGGUGGGUCGUGCGGGACACAACACACAAGAAAAAGAAAUAG